Messenger RNA from Erythranthe guttata (spotted monkey flower), 1670 nucleotides. Lineage: Eukaryota; Viridiplantae; Streptophyta; Magnoliopsida; Lamiales; Phrymaceae. The record is from RefSeq and is a predicted model, not a curated record.
ACUCUCUACCAUUUCUCACUCUAUCCUCUCUCUCUCUCUCUCUCCGCCAUGGCCUCAAUUACGGCGACCCCCACAGCUACAGUUGCGAAGCUCACAUACCUAUCGACGCCUUCACUCCAAAACCCCUCUUCGAAACCCGCCAAAAUUGCCCUAUCCUCAUCCUUCACUCCCUCAUCCACCACUCUUUUCCUCCACCCAACCCCCGCCGCCGUCCCCCGCUCCCUCCGCCGCUUCUCAAUCCGCGCCGCCCGAGGCAAGUUCGAGCGGAAGAAGCCCCACGUCAACAUCGGCACAAUCGGCCACGUCGACCACGGCAAGACAACCCUCACCGCCGCCCUCACCAUGGCCCUAGCCUCCCUCGGCAACUCCGCCCCCAAAAAGUACGACGAAAUCGACGCCGCCCCGGAGGAGAGAGCCCGCGGAAUCACAAUCAACACCGCCACUGUCGAGUACGAGACCGAGACCCGCCACUACGCCCACGUUGACUGCCCCGGCCACGCCGACUACGUGAAGAACAUGAUCACCGGCGCCGCCCAAAUGGACGGCGCAAUCCUCGUCUGCUCCGGCGCCGACGGCCCCAUGCCCCAGACCAAAGAACACAUCCUGCUCGCCAAACAAGUCGGAGUGCCCAACAUGGUGGUCUUCAUGAACAAACAGGACCAAGUCGACGAUGAAGAAUUGCUCGAAUUGGUCGAAUUAGAGAUAAGGGAACUCCUAUCCUCGUACGAAUUCCCCGGCGACGACAUCCCAAUCGUUUCCGGCUCUGCUCUCCUCGCUCUAGAAGCCCUAACCGCAAACCCCAAGAUUAAGAGGGGCGAAAAUCAAUGGGUGGAUAAAAUCUACCAAUUAAUGGACGAAGUCGACAGCUACAUUCCCAUUCCUACAAGACAAACCGACUUACCGUUCUUAAUGGCGGUCGAGGACGUUUUUUCCAUCACCGGCCGAGGCACAGUCGCCACGGGCCGGGUCGAGAGAGGUACGGUCAAGGUCGGAGAAACCGUGGAUCUCGUCGGGUUGAAGAACACGAGGAGCACAACCGUGACGGGCGUCGAGAUGUUCCAGAAGAUUCUAGACGAGGCGCAGGCCGGCGACAAUGUGGGCUUGCUAUUGAGAGGUGUUCAGAAGGACGAUAUCCAGAGAGGGAUGGUUUUGGCUAAAACCGGAACGAUUACGCCGCACAAUAAGUUUUCGGCGAUCGUGUACGUGUUGAAGAAGGAGGAAGGCGGAAGGCACUCCCCGUUUUUCACGGGGUACAGGCCUCAGUUCUACAUGAGAACCACUGAUGUCACGGGGAAAGUGACGAGCAUUAUGAACGAUAAGGACGAGGAGUCGAAGAUGGUUAUGCCCGGGGAUCGCGUGAAAAUGGAGGUGGAGCUUAUUACGCCGAUUGCUUGCGAGCAGGGGAUGAGAUUUGCUAUUAGGGAAGGUGGCAAGACUGUUGGCGCUGGUGUGAUUCAAUCCAUUAUCGAGUGAUGAAGUUGCUGAUUUUUUGCGGUGGAUGGAAGAAAGAUCGAGUAAUUGUCGUAUAUGGUGAAGUUUUCUUUUUUUUUUUCUUUUUUUUUUACUUUUCAUUUUGAGGUUAUGUUUUUAGUUUCUAGUUUAAGUGUUUACGCACAUUGUUAUGAUAAUUGACGAUUCAUUCGAAAUUUUGAUUUGUUUCGAUUGUUGAA